Molecule: messenger RNA, 672 nt
Organism: Brassica napus (rape)
Lineage: Eukaryota; Viridiplantae; Streptophyta; Magnoliopsida; Brassicales; Brassicaceae
Exons: 2
Coding region: 1-672 (223 amino acids)
Source: RefSeq, a predicted model, not a curated record
AUGAAAGCACCCAAUUCUUUCUGGAACCCUGGUCUCUGGUGCAAAUUCUACCGAGACCACGGUCACAAAACGGAGGACUGUGUCGUACUAAGGAUCAUGGUCAACGAAUUGCUCAAGAAAGGGCACCUCAGGGAGUUCCUUUUCGAAAAGGCCAAGAGCCAUCUUAGCAAGGAGACAAUCGGAAAUCUCAUUGAAGUUGCUCUUGUCUCGCCACCUCGACAGGACCGAGUGAUCCAUGUCAUAUCAGGUAGUUCGAAGAUCAGCAGUGUAAACCACGCAGCCGCGAAGAAAAGCACCUGGAACGCCAAGCAUGGCCUAGAGGAAGCCAAGCCGAAACGCCCGCUCCUGGAUACAGACGAGAUAAGCUUCACGGCCAAGGAGCAUGAAAGGGUUCUCACCCCACAUCAUGACGCCCUGGUCAUAUCGCUAAUUGUAGCGAAUUGCCUGGCCGCAUACAAGGAUCUAGGACUGGAGAAAAACGCUCUUACUCGGAGGAUAACUCCACUCAUAGGAUUCAUCGGGGAAGUCAAGCAGACUACCGGAGAGGUGACCCUCACGGUAUACUCUAAAGGGAUCAACAUGUCAACCAAGGUUCUUGUCGUUGACUGCGAUUCAUCCUACAACAUGAUACUGGGACGGCUCUGGAUUCACGACAUGGAAGCUGUCCCUUGA